GUGAAAUAUUUCCGCCAUUUAUGGAAUUGGGGGGCAAAUUGAUUAAAACUAAAAGAAACCAAUGUUUCACAAACAAAUAUAUUUGUUUGUCAUUAAAAUGUAUUUUUUAUGUGAAGAAUAUAAAUGGCUUGUAGUUACUUGGGUUACCAAGAAUAUAUCGAUUUCCUGAUUUUGCUUGAGACGGCGUGGUGUUGAUAUCUCCCGGAACAGCAAAGCACUUACCUCUGUCAAGUGCGAUGUAGUCGUGCUACUGCUAGUAAUAGUUGUAGACCUUGGUUGUUUCGCACUUAAAUUUGAAAUUCGUAGGCUGCAGGUGUGCUCUCUUUUCUUUCUUGAAAUACUGUUUAAAAUAUUCAAUAUUAUCAGAGGGAAUCUUAGUUUCACGAAGAGCAUUUUUCUGAAGUCUUAACAGUUAUUCAACCAAACCUGUCUAGUGGUAGCAUCUGAUAUUCAUCUUAUGGGAGGGUUGGAGAUGGAGAAUGAUGAAAGUGAAGAACAGAGUAAACGUCCAGGUACAAGAGUUUUUAAGAAGAGUUCCCCAAAUGGAAAGAUCACAGUGUACCUUGGAAAGAGAGAUUUUGUGGAUCAUAUGACUCAUGUUGACCCAAUAGAUGGUGUUAUCCUAGUGGAUCCAGAGUACAUGAAGGAGCGUAAAGUAUUUGGACAUGUUCUGGCAGCCUUUCGCUAUGGUAGGGAGGAUCUAGAUGUUUUAGGUUUGACCUUCCGGAAAGACUUGUAUUUAGCAUCAGCACAGAUCUAUCCCUUAGAAAUAGCCACUGAAACCAAACAACCCUUGACACGGCUUCAGGAGAGACUCAUAAGGAAACUAGGGCCAAAUUCUUAUCCAUUUUACUUUGAGCUUCCACCUCACUGUCCUGCAUCAGUCACACUCCAGCCAGCACCAGGAGAUACUGGGAAACCAUGUGGAGUGGACUAUGAGUUGAAGGCUUAUGUUGCUGACACUGAAGAAGAAAAACCUCACAAAAGAAACUCUGUAAGGCUGGCUAUUCGUAAGAUUAUGUAUGCACCUAGUAAGCAAGGGGAACAGCCCAGUGUGGAAAUCAGCAAGGAGUUUAUGAUGUCCCCUAACAAACUCCAUCUCGAAGCUUCUCUAGAUAAAGAGUUAUACUACCAUGGAGAAGAGAUAGCAGUUAAUGUGCAUGUUGCAAACAACUCCAACAGAACUGUCAAAAAAAUCAAAGUUUCUGUUCGACAAUUUGCUGACAUAUGUUUGUUUUCCACUGCUCGAUACAAAUGUUCAGUAGCUGAAGUAGAGAGCGAGGAUGGUUGUCCUAUAGGACCUGGAUUUACAUUAUCAAAGGUGUUUUACUUGAAGCCAUUGCUUGCAAACAACAAAGACAAACGAGGCUUAGCUCUUGAUGGUCAGCUGAAACAUGAGGAUACGAAUCUUGCUUCUUCCACAAUAAUUACAGACCCAGACCAAAAAGAAAAUUUGGGAAUCAUUGUCCAGUAUAAAGUGAAGGUGAAGCUAUGCCUGGGCCCACUUGGAGGAGAUGUAAUUGCAGAACUUCCAUUUGUCCUAAUGAAUGCAAAACCUGAGGAGACACAAGACACACUUGUUAAUCCAGUUCAAGGAUCAGAUGAACAUAAUGAUAAAAUGGUUCCUGUUGACACCAAUCUCAUUCAACUGGAAACUGAUCAAACAAGUGGACUAGCAGAUCAGGAUGAUGACAUCAUUUUCGAAGAUUUUGCAAGACUUCGACUGAGAGGAGAAACAGAUGCUUGAAGGCAGUAAACAUUGAUGAAAAGACUUGUUUCUCAAUGUUUUUAAUUACUUAAGGUUUGUAGCAGACAGUGUUAUUUGGGCCAGCUCAUUAAUCUUCAAUAAAUAUUUAACAACAACAGACAGAGAAAUAGUUGUUGGCUAGGUAUGUCUGAUGUUUUUUUAUUGUCACAUUUUCCUGUUUUAUCAGAGACUUCUACUAUGCUAAUGAGAAAUUGAUCCAGCAGUUUUAUUUAAGAUUAAAUUACUGAUUUUGGUGGAGAAACAUGAAUUUUAGAAGGUUAAGAGUAGUAUGAAAUUUUUAAACUAACAGCCGAAGCUAGUUGUUAAAAAAUAGUUCUCGUGCCAGUUAGGCCUUUGCUCAAUAUCUUCCAGUCUUUUGGUAAAGCAGUCUGAUUAUUAGGUAGUAAAACCUUUAAGGAUUAAUGUGUGCUGAAAAGUUUAGUGAAAAGUUUUUUUCCAUAAUUUAACCUUCAAAGCUUAAAGUUGAUUGAAUGAGAAAAUAUGUAUUAUUGAAUUUUGAUUAUUAUUAUUAUUAUGUAUGUAAACUAAAGGAGUUCAGGAUAUUGGUUUGUGUUUAUAACAGUAACCAAAAGAGAACAAUGCAAUGCUUAACUUUAGCUUUAACCUAAGGUUAUUGCAGUUAGUGUAAAUUGGAUUAUAAUCUUUUUUAAGAAGUUAUUGUUUUAGAUGGCUCUCAGCUUUAACUAGGAAGAACUCACUGUUUGUUGGAUUUAUAUUUACAUAAGAAAUGGUUUAUUUUGACAUGUUUAAAACUUUUUAAAGACAUUUAGAAUUGUGUUGGAAAUGUGUUAAGCUUGUGUUGUCCUCAUUUUUUUAUACUUUAUUCACAAAAAUAAUACUGUUAAACAUGUAUGUUUUGGUAAGAAAAACAGGUUUUUUUGUUCUCCAUGUAUUACUAAACAGUUUUGGAUAGAAAAACAGGUUUUUGUUCUCCAUGUAUUACUAAACAGUUUUGGUUAGAAAAACCGGUUUUUGUUCUCCAUGUAUUACUAAACAGUUUUGAUUAGAAAAACAGGUUUUUUGUUCUCCAUGUAUUACUAAACAGUUUUGGUUAGAAAAACAGGUUUUUUGUUCUCCAUGUAUUACUAAACAGUUUUGGUUAGAAAAACAGAUUUUUUGUUCUUGAUCUUAACUGUUUAGUUAAGAUCACAAGAAAAAUAAAUGAAAGUUUAUUUUGUUAUGUAUACCAAUGGAAACAAAAGUAUUUAUGUGUAAAUGACUGGGUUAUUCAUAAGUAAAUAGGAUUAGUGAAGUGUUAAAAUAACAGUUUUUUUUGUCAAAUACAGCUGCAUGGAUUUAGUAAUAUGAGAAUGAGAAUUGUUUCACUUAUUGAUUUUGAGUCUUCAGUUGUUGUUUUGUUGUUUUUUUUUCUGUUUUCCUGAAAUCAUUGAUUUAAAUAGUGAAUUCAUUUCUUAAAGUUUUCUUACAUAGUUGAAAUCGAUCGGUAUAUAUAUAUAAUUUUCUUUAAAAUUAUGCUGAAUUGUUUAACAGGUAAAUUUACUUAUACAAAGUUAAGUUGCUUCAGUUGAUAGGUGUAGAAAACGUGCUUAAAGUUACAAUAACAUAGUUGCAGUCUAUAGUAACUGUCACAGAUGUGCAAGUUGAACCAUACUUUAGGUAGUGCCGGUAUAGUAACUGUCACAAAUGUACAAGUUGAACCAUACUUUAGGUAGUGCCAGUAUCGUAACUGUCACAAGUUGAACCAUACUUUAGGUAGUGCCAGUAUAGUAACUGUCACAAGUUGAACCAUACUUUAGGUAGUGCCGGUAUAGUAACUGUCACAAAUGUACAAGUUGAACCAUACUUUAGGUAGUGCCGGUAUAGUAACUGUCACAAGUUGAACCAUACUUUAGGUAGUGCCAGUAUAGUAACUGUCACAAGUUGAACCAUACUUUAGGUAGUGCCAGUAUAUGCUCUUCUUGUUUUUUAUUUUAUUGUAUUUGAAGCAAUGAAAAAAAAGAUAUUUAAUUUUUGAGUUAUUGAAAUUAAGUUGUGUUUUUUAUUAUUAUUGUAAGUAUAAUCUUCUAUACCUCAAGGGUCAACACUAGUCGUGGUACAACUUUCAGUACACUUUGUGUUGGGUACUUUCAGAUUUAAUUUGAAAAGCUUGAAAAUACUCCCAAACAAGUUGGGUCAGACAAAGAAUGCCAUUUUCUAAACUAACUUGUAUUGGAUCUUUUCUCUUCUUGCUACAUACUAGUCUGCUUAUAUAAGACAAACUGAUACAGUCUAUGUAAAGCAUGCUAUUGUAUAUUAGUUUGAAUAAUGUAAAUAUAUACAUAUACAUAUGUAGACACAAACAAAUAAACAUGCAUAUAUACAUAAAUUUGUAUGUAGAUGGGUACAACAUGUAGUACCUUGCUUAUUGUAUUGUGUUUGCUGCAUUUCAUUAUUUUCUUGAAUCGGAGAAAUAACUAGUUGAAAUGUAGAAUGGAAUUACGAAAUUAUUGGAUGACACAAAAAUUGACUUGUAGGAUAAAAAAAAAAGAAAAAUUGUAGUGGCUGCUUCUUUUGUAUCUUUAAGACGAGCAGUAUAUUAUGAAGUUGAGCUGAGGUCGGCCAAAUGGUUAGUAUGCUGGACUGUGGAUCUGAGGUUCGCACAUCGUUACUGCCAAAAGAAAGAAAUAGUUGCACUCUGGACUUUGGGUCCGUAGGUGCAUUUUAAAAAUGGUGAUCAAAUCCCACUAUUUAUUAGGUGAAGAGUUGGCAGUGGGUGGUGUUGACUAGCUGUUUUCUCUAUUAUCUCUUACUUAAAAGAUUAGAUGACUAAUGCAACUAGACCUCAAAUAGCUUUGCUUGAAAUUCAACAAACAAAGCUAUUAAGUUUUUUUUAUAUUUUAAUUUGUUAAACUUUGUAACUUCUCAGAAAAACAUUUCAUUUUUAUGAUGACAGGCUUCUACUGAAUCUUCUCUAAGAGGAAACAAAAAAUUAGAUUUCUAUUCUUAAUGUAUUCCCAGGAACUUAUCAUUGUUUAGGGGCAUUUCUUUUUUUACUGAUAAAACCAUAAAAAGUGAAAUAUUAAUUACUUAAACAAUGUCUAGAGAGAGAGAGUCUAUGCCUUUUGAUUUUUCUCCAACAAGAAGCACAACUAUGUUGAAAAAAACUAUUAAUUCAAUUUGAAACAUAUUUUUAAAAUAUCUAAGAACUGAAUAAAAUAACCUAAAACUGACCGUUAUCCUUUGAACAAGAAAGAAUGUAUGAACUUUCAAAAAACAUUGGAAUUAUUCACAUGCUGAUUGAAAAACAAAUCUCUGGUAUCAUAAUUGAAAAGCCUACAUAUGCUCAUAACAUUUAAAAAAAAUUAGAAGUCUGAUUAAAUUAAUAUUUGUUAUUCUUCAAUUUUUUAGACUUUGAUAUGUGCAAUGUCUUUAAUUGCCAGUGAAUUUGUUUUACUUUUGGAAACAGUUGCAACUUUGUAAGUAAUACUUUACUAAAUGUAAUUUGUUUUGAAAUGUAUUUAACACUUUUAUGUUUACAAAUUAAACACAUCUUAAUGUCUGUUGUUAAAUGUCAGAGUUAAGAUAAUUGGGGGUUUAUAGCUGAGAUUAUUUGUUUAAAACUCAUUACAGCUGUGUGUUGCAAUGAUUUUAAUUGUUGAAUGGUGCAGUGCAUCGUAAUUUGUUGAGUAAAACUGUAUAUUGUAAUUUUAUGUAUUAAUCAUUAGAACUACGCAUUGCAUUAUCUGUUCAUUAAUUAAACAUAGGAGAACCUUGAAGAUUAUACUGGCUGCAUUAUGUCUAUCAGCAUUUUAACUUUGUUGAUAGUAUAUAAUAAAUAGUUUCUACAUUAAAAGCAAAUGUAUCAGGCUUAUAAUUGUAGAGUUAACUAUCAUUAAUCAUUUUAAAAAGUAACUUUUUCUUCCUGUUUAGCUUUUUGCAACAAAUGCAAUUCUCCAUGUUACUUUAGAUAGAGCUUGUAUUUAGCCAUGGACCUAAUAUCAGUUCAUUUUAUCAAAGUGAGUAGAAUAACACUUUCACUGCUUAAUAGAAUAAAGCAAGUUACAGUGCUUGUAAUCUUGUCUAUGCUGUACUCAGAAUGCUAGUAAUAAGUCAGAAAUAGUAGUAUUUAUAUGUUAAAUGCACUUCCCUAGUCCUCUCCAUACCACUCGAGUCAAGACUGUGAACAUGCUCAUCAUGAAUAUAUCAAGUUACUUAACCCAGGAUUUAAAUAAAUUGUUUUAUAUUUUUCAAAUAUAAUCUCACAAUAUGAUGUAAGGAAAUUGUGUAUUUCACCUAAAAUCAGUUCAUUCUUUAGAAUAUGUGUGCUUAUCUUACUCUAUUAAUUUAUAAUUUUUUUUAUUAGAACUGUAUUCACCAGGCUUGCAAAUUUGUAUCUGGAGCUUUGUAAACUUGCAAGAUAAUUUUUCAGGGCAUUAACUUUUGAUUUGUACAGGGUGUAUUAAAAGAUAUUGUUUCAA
Limulus polyphemus (Atlantic horseshoe crab) is the source of this 6186-nucleotide messenger RNA. RefSeq names its product beta-arrestin-1-like. NCBI's taxonomy places the organism in Eukaryota, Metazoa, Arthropoda, Merostomata, Xiphosura, Limulidae. Gene Ontology annotation, biological process: signal transduction; G protein-coupled receptor internalization. Gene Ontology annotation, molecular function: G protein-coupled receptor binding. Gene Ontology annotation, cellular component: cytoplasm. Bases 458 to 1747 code for a protein of 429 amino acids. The transcript has 13 exons. The record is from RefSeq and is a predicted model, not a curated record.